UUCUGAAUCCAGCCGCCUCUCUCCAUCUCUCAAACUAGCUCAGGAUGUCAGCAUUAAUGGAUCAAGAUUCAUCAGGGAUGUUCAAGGUUCAGCAAACCAUUGGAAGUGUCGUGUGUUGCAAGUGUGGUGUUCCUAUGCCACCAAACGCAGCCAACAUGUGUGUCAACUGUCUCCGUUCCGAAUUCGAUAUCACCGAAGGCUUACAGAAGAGUAUCCAAAUCUUCUAUUGCCCUGAGUGUGGCUGCUACUUGCAGCCACCCAAGACGUGGAUCAAAGCUCAGUGGGAAUCCAGAGAUCUCUUGUCUUUCUGCAUCAAGAGGCUCAAGAAUCUCAACAAAGUCAGGCUCAAGAACGCUGAGUUCGUCUGGACUGAGCCUCACUCCAAGAGAAUCAAAGUCAAGCUCACUGUUCAAGCCGAGGUUCUUAACGGUGCUGUUCUUGAGCAGUCUUAUCCUGUUGAGUAUACGGUUAGAGACAAUCUCUGUGAGUCUUGCUCGAGGUUUCAGGCCAACCCUGAUCAGUGGGUUGCUUCGGUUCAGCUUAGGCAGCAUGUUUCUCACAGGAGGUCUUUCUUUUAUCUCGAACAGUUGAUUCUCAGGCACGAUGCUGCUUCUCGCGCCGUAAGAAUCAAGCAGGUUCAUCAAGGGAUUGAUUUCUUCUUUGGGAAUAAAAGCCAUGCUGAUAGCUUUGUUGAGUUUUUGAGUAAAGUUGUUCCCAUUGAGUAUCGCCAGGACAAGCAGUUAGUGUCUCAUGAUGUCAAGAGCAGCUUGUACAACUACAAGUACACUUACUCCGUUAAGAUCUGUCCUAUAUGCCGUGAGGAUCUUAUCUGCCUGCCUUCCAAAGUUUCUAGCUCCUUAGGAAACCUUGGUCCGCUUGUGGUGUGCACGAAAGUUUCUGACAGAAUCACGCUGCUUGAUCCUAGAACCUUGAGGUGUGCGUUCUUGGACGCCAGUCAGUACUGGAGAUCUGGGUUUCGAUCCGCUCUCACCAGCAGGCAGCUUGUGAAGUACUCAGUGUUUUAUGUGGAACCACCUGUUGGUGAAGCGACUGUUGGAGGGCAAAAGUACGCUCUAUCAUACGUCCUCAUCGCACGUGAGUCAGACAUUGGUAAGAUGUUAACUGUCCAAACUCAUCUAGGACAUAUCCUGAAAACAGGAGAUCAAGCUUUAGGGUAUGAUAUCUACGGUGCAAAUGUUAACGACGAUGAAAUGGACGAGUAUCGUUUGCAUGGGCGGCUUCCUGAAGCGAUUCUUAUCAAGAAAUGCUAUGACAAGGAGAGAGAGAGGAAGAAGGGGAAGCCACGUGCGUUUACGACCAAGAAGCUUCCGAUGGAGAUGGAUGAGUCAAGAGGAGGGCGCGGAGUUGAUCCGGGGAAGAUGGAGAAUGAAUAUGAAGAGUUUUUGAGGGAUCUUGAAGAGAACCCUGAGCUGAGGUUUAACAUAUCAUUGUACAAGAACAAGAAUUAUCAAGAGUCUGAUGAGACUGCUUCAAUGACGGAUGGAGAAGGUGCACCGACUGUGCCGAUUGAAGAGUUGCUUGCUGAGCUUGAGCUUAGUGAAGAAGGAGAAGGCGAUGGUGAAGACGACAUGGAUGAGUAAUUUUCCUUCUAAAACACACUCAAGGAUUGGGUUUGAUUGUAUGCUCAACAGUUUUUGUUCUAGCUUCAUAUUUUUCUGAGACCUAUUAUGGCUAUUUACUUUGUUUGAAAUUUUGAUAUAGUUGUAACUGUGAA
Molecule: messenger RNA, 1735 nt
Organism: Brassica oleracea var. oleracea
Lineage: Eukaryota; Viridiplantae; Streptophyta; Magnoliopsida; Brassicales; Brassicaceae
Product: 60S ribosomal export protein NMD3-like
Exons: 2
Coding region: 45-1601 (518 amino acids)
Biological process (GO): ribosomal large subunit export from nucleus
Cellular component (GO): nucleus; cytoplasm
Molecular function (GO): ribosomal large subunit binding
Source: RefSeq, a predicted model, not a curated record